AUGCCAGUUUGCAAAGAACACCAACGCCUCAAGUCGUGCGGGUGCGAUCUUGCCCUCAAGCAGGAAGGGGAGUACCUGUUGGGACUGGUUAUAGACGUGAUCGCACGUGUGAUUUUCUUUACGCCAUCCCGUCUCAUGAGCAUGUGGCCUUUCGAAGCGGUGCUGGAGCAAGCAUUCAUGGAAUCACCCAUGCUGACUUCAGACGUCGCGCGUGCCAACAUUCACAUUGCACUGCGGAACGACCCCGAGCGGCGUCGGUGCCCAGGGCUUACCUGGGAGGGAGUGGGGCUAAGGCACUACAAAGGUGUCUUCACAAUCCCUCCUCACACCCCCAUGCAAUCCUACACCCCCUUCCCCCUCUCCCCUAUGUUUCUUUCCCCCAAGCCCUCCUAUGUUAGCCGCUUUGCCCAUCCGCUUUGCCCAUGUUUCCGCCCUGUGGGUGAUUCAGUCCAGAGCUUACCUGGGAGGGAAGUGGGGCUAAGGCACUACAACGGUGUCUUCACAACCCCUCAUCACACCCCCAUGCAAUCCCACACCCCCUUCCCCCUCUCCCCUAUGUUUCUUUCCCCCAAGCCCUCCUAUGUUAGCCGCUCUGCCCAUGUUUCCGCCCUGUGGGUGAUUCAGUCCAGGGCUUACCUGGGAGGGAGUGGGGCUAAGGCACUCCCAGGUGUCUUCACAACCCAUCCUCGCACCCCCAUGCAAUCCUACACCCCCUUCCCCCUCUCCCCUAUGUUUCUUUCCCCCAAGCCCUCCUAUGUUAGCCGCUUUGCCCAUGUUUCCGCCCUGUGGGUGAUUCAGUCCAGAGCUUACCUGGGAGGGAAUGGGGCUAAGGCACUCCCAGGUGCUUUAUCAAGUGUCGAGCACCGUAUUAAAAACAACGGUGCCAAUGUGUCGCACGGUCCUGGCAUCAACGGCAGGAAGGUUUGCGAGUAUCUACGGAAUGUGACGGCAUGGUGCAAGGCUGCCAUUAUGGCCCCCUCAGUCAACGGGAGCGGCCCUUGGUACAAGGCCAGUGAAAGGGCGUGGGCCUCCUCAACGACCGGCAAAAUCUACAUCUCCAUCGACGGCAUUGAAGACACAGAGGGCAUCAACCGCUUUGCACAGCCUGCACCUGUCCCGGCCCCGCAGCCUGUGCUGGCCCCAGCCGGGCAGCCUGUGCCUGCCCCAGCCGGGCAGCCUGUCCCUGCCCCAGCCGGGCAGCCUGUCCCUGCCCCAGCCGGGCAGCCUGUCCCUGCACCUGCCGGGCAGCCUGUGCUGGCCCAAGCCGUGCAGCCUGUGUCAUUCCCGGCCUUCCAGCCUGUGCCAGCCCCAUCCGCGCAGCCUGUGCCUGUCCCGGCUGCACCAUUUGUGCCUGUCCCUGUCGCCCAGGUAGCGUCCGUCACGUCCGCGCAGGCUGUGCCCGUCCCGGCCGCACAUCCCGGGCCUGCACCGGCCGCACAGGCAGGGCCUGCCCCGGUCACACCGGCUGGACCUGUCCAGGUCGCAUGGGGGGAUGGCUUUCUGUUUGGAUGA
Molecule: messenger RNA, 1512 nt
Organism: Closterium sp. NIES-65
Lineage: Eukaryota; Viridiplantae; Streptophyta; Zygnematophyceae; Desmidiales; Closteriaceae
Source: the annotation of a GenBank genome assembly